GCAGACUCCUUUUCUCUCUCAGAUGGAUUGGUAAUUUUCAACUUAAAUCGUUACAUGGAUGAUGAUACGAUCAACAUUCAUCCUCAAACAAGCCCCUGAUCAGUUUAUCAUCAAGUUCAAAUCUGUAUCAUCACUUCUCUAUUCCUCUGUUUCUGCUUCACCAUCAUCACCCAUUGAAGAAGAAGAAGAUUUUGCAUCUCAUCUACUCUCUCUUCUAUCUCUACCCAAUUGGCAAAAAAACCCUCGUCUCAAAGCCCUAAUUCCAUCGAUAUCCCCAUCACACGCUACCUCUCUUUUCAACAAUAACCCUAACUUGAAUCCACAAACGGCUCUUACCUUUUUCAAUCUUUUAUCACAGAGAUCCAAUUUUAAACCCACCGUUGAGUCUUUUGCAUCAUUGCUGACUAUAUUGAUCAAGAAUGAGUUUCUGAAUGUGGCUGAAAAGGUCCGGAUUUCGAUGUUGAAGGCUUGCGAAACCGAGGAGGAUGCGAGGUUUGUUCUGGGGCUGUUGAGAAAAAUGAAUGUUGAUGGAGAAUUUAAAUUUAAGCUUAGUAUUAGAUGUUAUAAUACAUUGCUGAUGUGUUUAUCAAGGUUUCUAAUGGUUGAUGAUAUGAAAUGUGUCUUUUUAGAGAUGUUGGAUGAUGAAAUUAUGCCGAAUAUAUACACGUAUAAUUCAAUGGUGAAUGGGUAUUGUAAAUUGGGUAAAGUUGAUGUGGCAAGGUUGUAUGUGAGCAAGAUCAUUCAAGCUAACCUUAGUCCCGAUACUCAUACUUAUACGUCGUUGAUUCUAGGGCAUUGUAGGAAUAAAGAUGUCGAUAGUGCAUUUAAGGUGUUUGCUGUAAUGCCUAAAAAGGGGUGUCGCAGAAAUGAGGUUUCUUAUACGAAUUUAAUACAUGGGUUUUGUGAAGAUAGGCGUAUUGACGAAGCUCUAGAAUUGUUCCAUCAAAUGGGUGAUGAUGGCUGCUUCCCAACAGUCCGUACAUUUACCGUUUUGAUAUCUGCAUUAAGUAGGAUAGGUAGAAUGGCAGAAGCAUUGGAUUUAUUUAAAGCGAUGAGUGAGAGAGGUUGUGAGCCAAAUGCUCACACAUACACGGUUCUUAUUGAUGGAAUGUGUAAAGAAAGAAAUCUUGAUGAAGCGAGGAGGUUGUUUGAUGUGAUGGAAAAGAAAGGAGUGGUUGGCACUGUGGUGACGUAUAAUGCUCUGAUUGAUGGAUACUGUAAGGAAGGAAAGGUCGAGAAUGCAAUCGAGAUGUUUGAAAAGAUGGGAACGGAAGGGUUGAAAGCGAAUGUCCGUACUUACAAUGAGUUGAUCGGUGGGUAUUGCAAAGGGAACAACAUUCACAAGGCUAUGGCAUUGCUUGAUAAGAUGACGAAAAAGAAACUAUCACCUACCAUUAUGACUUACAACUUGCUAAUGAAUGGAGUUUGUAAGCAGGAUCAUGUUGAUAGUGCUUAUAGGUUGAUUGGUUUGAUGAAAGAAAACGGUGUUGUUCCUGAUGAGUGGACCUAUAGUUCUCUUGUAGAGGCCCUAUGUAGACGAGGAAGUGUAGAAGAAGCUCACAAUUUGCUUGGUUGUCUUAAGGAGAAGGGCAUAAAAGUAAAUGAAGUUAUCUACACGACUCUUAUAGAUGGGUAUUUCCAAAUAGGGAAACCUGAUAGUGGCAUGGCUUUAUUUGAGGAAAUGCUUAUUGAGGAUUGCUUACCUAAUUCCUGCACAUAUAAUGUGCUGAUUCAUGGUUUGUGUAAAGGAGAUAAGAUGCGAGAAGCGUUUAUGUUAAUGGGGAAGAUGAUAAAGAUAGGUUUGGAACUGGAAAUUACUACGUGCACGAUCUUUAUUGAGCAGUUACUCAAAUUUUUUGACUUUUCUGACGCUCGUAAGCUUUUCAUUCAAGUGGUUUCUUCCGGAUUGAAGCCUGAUGUUUGUACAUACACUUCAUUCAUUCUUGCAUAUUGCAGUCACGGGAUGAUCAAACAGGCGGAAGGUAUGAUGAAUGAAAUGAUGGAGCAAGGUGUAAAACCGGAUACGGCAACGUAUACGGUUUUUAUUGAUUCGUAUGGACGUGCAGGACAGCUAGAUUGUGCUUUUGGUGUUUUAAAACGUAUGGUGGAUGCUGGAUGUGAACCUUCUCAUCAUACGUAUGCUAUAAUAGUGAAGCACCUUUUAAUUGCACAACAAAGGAAAAAUGUUGAGUUUCAUACAGGAUCUGAUCUGGAUACGAACAUGACCAAAGUCAACAUUGGUAAUGUGUGGAAGCUAAUGGAUUUCGAUACUGCAAUGGAGCUUUUUUCAGAAAUGCUUAAAAGGGGUUGCAAACCGAAUAUCAACACCUUUGAGGCACUGACCGUUGGACUCUGUAGAGAAGGGAGGAUCGAAGAAGCUAGCAGGUUGGUUGCUCAUAUGUUAGCAAAUGAGCUCACUCCUAAUGAACAUAUAUACAUCUCUUUGGUAAAUUGUUUAUGUUACUUGCGAAUGUUUGACAAAGCAUUGACACUGGUAAAUACUAUGGCCGAAAAAGGGUUUUUGCUUCAUCUAAAGUCCUAUAAGUUGCUUAUUUGUGGAUUGUAUGAUGAAAGAAAGCCUGAAAAAGCUAAGGAAGUUUUCUGCAGUCUGCUUGAAGGGUACAAUCCGGAUGAAAUUGCUUGGAAGAUUCUCCUUGACGGCUUACUUAAACAAGGCCUAGUUCAUAGGUGCUCUGAGCUCAUAGAUGUCAUGGAGAAGAAGGGUUGUCAUCUUAAUCCCCAUACAUAUAAAAUUUUAGUCGACCAUAUGGGUGUUUAAAUAGGUUAGAGGCAAGAAUCUUGAAAAUUGAUAUAUACUUCCAAAUAAGACCGUUCCAAGAUCUUGGGGAGGAAAUGGUAUUCUGAUGCCAUUUGAUAUUUCAACAUAUUCCCGUGUUUGUAUCGAGUGAGGAGAAAUGAAGAUGCAAUUCCUGGUCCCAAUUUAUGAGAAGAAAUGGGAUGGGGCCAUAAAAAGGAGAAUGGAAGUGACCGUGUAACAUGUUCGGCAUUCCAGACUUCCUCCGUAAUUUCUCACCAGGAUUUAUCUUUUCUUGCGAAAGUUGAGGGGCUAGUUGAACCAAGUGUCAUCUUGUUUCAGUGAAAGAUUUCACUGGUGCAGUUGGUAUCCUCAAACACAUAAUGUUUACAGAUGAAGGUGAAAUUCACCAUAGCAGUUUGCUGAUUGGAAAUUCACUGCAAGUUUUGUUCAUGAUUUACCGAGGGCAUUGAGGUCAGCCCGCUUGGCAAUAUGGGAGACUGGUUUCCUUUUUCAAAUCUUGAACAAGAUUUUUGAGCUCACACUUUUGCACAAGCCGAGGUCUUCAAGGAAACAACCGUUUUACCCAAAAGGGGUGCAGGACGGGUCUGCAUACAUCCCCCCAUGGGGUAUACCGAGUUGGUUUGGUUUGGUUUGGUAUGGUAUUCUGGACAAUGAAUUUCUCGACAGUAUGUUAAGACAAUGUUCACAUGCAUACGGCUAUGAUAGUUCUCUCAUUCAUAUGUUAUAUGUAUCUCCAACAGCCAUGUUGCAUUUUAAGCCGACUAGGUUCUAAAAUCUAGGCAUCCGGAGCUUGUAAUUUUCACAAUUAUCAUCCAAUCUUUAUUAUUCUUAGGAACCAACUAGACAUUCUACAUAUGUUGACUUGUGUAGCAAGAACAGGUUCAUACU
Messenger RNA from Cynara cardunculus var. scolymus (artichoke), 3667 nucleotides. RefSeq names its product pentatricopeptide repeat-containing protein At5g65560. The transcript has 3 exons. Lineage: Eukaryota; Viridiplantae; Streptophyta; Magnoliopsida; Asterales; Asteraceae. The record is from RefSeq and is a predicted model, not a curated record. The coding region runs from base 59 to 2779 and encodes 906 amino acids. Gene Ontology annotation, molecular function: protein binding.